Messenger RNA from Chinchilla lanigera (long-tailed chinchilla), 638 nucleotides. It is a transcript of the gene Bbln, whose product is annotated as chromosome unknown open reading frame, human C9orf16. The coding region runs from base 120 to 371 and encodes 83 amino acids. NCBI's taxonomy places the organism in Eukaryota, Metazoa, Chordata, Mammalia, Rodentia, Chinchillidae. The transcript has 2 exons. The record is from RefSeq and is a predicted model, not a curated record.
GGUCCCGCCCUUCCGCCCGGCCUUCGCCUGCUGCUUCCACCUUCCGCCCGGCGCCGGCUUUCGGUGCGAGCGUCGCCGCUUCCCAUCGCUGCGCUGCCUCUGCGGCGCCCGAGUCCGCGAUGUCGGGCCCGAACGGGGACUUGGGCAUGCCGGUGGAGGCGGCCACGGAAGGGGAGGACGGCGGCUUCGAGGAAGCAGAGUACGCCGCCAUCAACUCCAUGUUGGACCAGAUCAACUCCUGCCUGGACCACCUGGAGGAGAAGAACGACCACCUCCACGCCCGUCUCCAGGAGCUGCUGGAGUCCAACCGGCAGACGCGCCUGGAGUUCCAGCAGCAGCUCGGGGAGGCCGCCGGUGAUGCCAGCUCCUAGGCUCCGGGAGCCCUCGGGGCAGGCCCCAACCCUGUAUCCCUGGGCCAGGCUCUGCCUGGACAUGCACCUUCUGGCCUCAACACCCCCUUGAGGGUUGGCCUUCGGUCCCCUCGUGGGUCUGCCUGCCUGUGCAAGCCCCCACUGCCCAGCGUCCCUGCUGGGGCCAGGUGUGGGCUGGUCUCCCACCCACCAGUCUGCCCACCUCCCGGGCAUGCCCCACUCUGUCCAGGAUCAAGCAUCCACAUUAAACGGGUCUCCCACACCACG